This is a messenger RNA of Lodderomyces orthopsilosis Co 90-125, 1653 nucleotides long. RefSeq lists its product as uncharacterized. The coding region runs from base 1 to 1653 and encodes 550 amino acids. Gene Ontology annotation, biological process: ammonium transmembrane transport. The transcript has a single exon. Lineage: Eukaryota; Fungi; Ascomycota; Pichiomycetes; Serinales; Debaryomycetaceae. Gene Ontology annotation, molecular function: ammonium channel activity. The record is from RefSeq and is a predicted model, not a curated record. Gene Ontology annotation, cellular component: plasma membrane.
AUGACAUCCGCUGGAGUAGAGUCAGUUGAUAUUGACACCGGUAUCAACUCAUUGUACUUAUUACUUUGUACAGGAUUGUUACCGUUGGUAAUCAUUGGAAUCGCCUUGUUCUACUCAGGAUUAACUCAGAGGCGCUCUGCGUUUACCAUGUUGGCUAUACCCGUUUUGAUAUCCCCUAUUAUUGUUCUUGAUUGGUACAUUUGGGGUUACUCAUUAUGCUAUGGAACUGCAUCCAACAAGUACAUUGGCAGCUUGAAAUACGCCGUGUUGCGCCAACUUAAACAUUCAAUAAAAGAAACAUACACAAAUACAAGGGGUUCAGUUUUGUUAAUGAACCAUUUCUUGUUCAACAUGCUUUUCAAGGUCAUUUGUGCGGCAUUUACAUUUCCUGGGUGUAUUGCAGAAAGAGGAAGAAUUUUGCCAAUGAUCUUAUUUGUCUUCAUAUGGUCGGCGAUUAUAUAUAAUCCAGUGACAUAUUGGUUUUGGAAUUCCAAUGGUUGGCUUUACAAAAUGGAUGUGUUGGAUUUUGCUGGAGGAAAUUGUAUACAUAUAGUAUGUGGAUUCACUUGUUUGGCGUACUCAUAUAUUCUUGGCCCAAGAAACCCCAAAGCCCUUUACAAUUACCGUCACUCAAAUACUGGAUAUAUUGUUAUCGGCACCUUCCUUCUUAUGUGUGGGUGGAUUGGUUUCAUUGCUGGAUGUGAAUAUAAAUUUUCAUACAAUUCAAUACCGAUUAUGGUCAGCACGAUACUUGCAUCAAGCUCCGCCGUUAUUGUUUGGUCCGCAAUCGAUUACACAUUUUCAAAAGAAGUUUUGGGUAUUGAGGAAGGGAUAGGGGCAUCUGCUGGUGAUACCACAAGCGAUAGAUCAAAUAGAUCAACACUCGCAAAGCCUGUGAUGAAACGAAAGAUUUCCAUGAUUUCAAUCACUUCUGGUAUUGUUAGUGGUUUAGUUGUGGUUACUCCUGGUGGAGGUUAUAUUUCCUCCAACAACGAUUUAUGGAAAUCUAUUAUAUUUGGAGUAGUUGGAGCUGCUUUAAGCAACUUGUCUACAAGAUUGAAAUACUACUUGAAUAUCGACGAUGCAUUGGACGUGUUUGCAAUUCAUGGAGUAGCAGGUAUAGUUGGUUCUUUAUUGACAGGAAUUUUUGCCGAUAAGUUGUAUGAUUCUCAAGGUGGGUGGGUAGCAGGUCACUGGAAACAAUUUGGUAUACAAUUGCUAGGUCUAGUUGUCACCGGUGCAUACGUGUUUGUUAUGACUGUGUUCUUUUUGUACAUUAUUGAUUUCAUACCAGGUUGCCAUCUACGAAUCGAUAAAAAUUUCAAUAGAAGAGAGAGGGAGAAGAAGCAGGUCAAGAAGAGGGAGACAAAGACAGAAUUGGAACUGCAAGUUUCGGCAAUUGCGAGCGAGAAAUUACCUGAUGAUAGAGCCGAUUACUGGGAGGAGGUAGAGCUACUAGGUUCAGACAACUAUGAAUUUAGUGGUGAAUUUUUGAUGGACUUUAUAGAGUUUAUCAAAGUUAUACGACCGGAAGAUUAUGCUGCCGAGGCGAAUGAGGAGAUCUUACUACUGAAUAGUGAAAGUAUGGGCAUUUAUAACUCGGGUAAUCAGUACCAGCAGGCUGAAGGAGAAUGUACUUUUAGAAAGCAUUAA